Fusarium odoratissimum NRRL 54006 is the source of this 1016-nucleotide messenger RNA. RefSeq names its product methylisocitrate lyase. The coding region runs from base 1 to 945 and encodes 314 amino acids. The record is from RefSeq and is a predicted model, not a curated record. The transcript is spliced from 2 exons. Gene Ontology annotation, molecular function: catalytic activity. NCBI's taxonomy places the organism in Eukaryota, Fungi, Ascomycota, Sordariomycetes, Hypocreales, Nectriaceae.
AUGUCUCACACUAACGGGAGCACCAACGGUCACAGCAAUGGGCACAAUGCCUCAUCUAUCUCCAGCGCUACCAAACUUCGUCAGAGGCUGGAAUCCAACGAGAUUCUGAUCGCACCGGGUGUUUACGAAGGUUUCAGUGCACGCAUUGCACUUGAGGUGGGAUUUGAGUGCCUCUACAUGACCGGAGCUGGCACUGUCGCAUCCAAGCUUGGCCAGCCCGAUCUUGGCUUCGCGUCCCUCAACGACAUGCGCGAACACGCCGAAAUGAUCGCAAACCUCGACAAUUCUGUACCUUUGAUCGCUGAUGCCGACACCGGCUACGGUGGCCCCAAUAUGGUGGCUCGAACCGUUGCGCAAUAUCACCGCUCCGGCGUUGCUGGCCUCCACAUUGAGGAUCAAAUUCAGACCAAGCGAUGCGGUCACCUUGGCGGCAAGGCCGUUGUCGAUAUCAACAUCUUCGAACAGCGCAUCGCUGCUGCUUAUAAAACUCGCAGAGACCUUGGUUCUGACAUUGUUAUCAUUGCCAGAACCGAUGCUCUACAGACCCAUGGUUUCGAUGAGGCUAUUCGCAGGCUCCAGGCUGCCGUCAAGGCUGGCGCGGAUGUCGGCUUCCUCGAAGGUAUCACUACAGAGCAAGAGGCUCGGGAAGUAUGCAAUAUCAUGGCCCCCACGCCUAUGCUGCUUAACAUGGUCGAGCAUGGAGCAACUCCAUCGUGGACACCUAUUGAAGCCAGGGAGUUUGGGUUCAAGCUAAUUAUCUUCCCUUUUGCAUCCAUCGGCCCUGCUUACCAGGCUAUUAAGGAUGUAUUCAUUCAGAUCAAAGAGACGGGAAGGACUGGAUUAGAUAAAAAGUUUACCCCUAAGAAGCUUUUUACUAUCGUGGGACUGGAGCAAGCGACGGCUCUGGAUAACACUGUAGGUGGCAGUCUCUAUAGCAAGGUGUAGAGCUUAAAAGCUUUUCUGAAGAGUCUUAAGGCUAUGAAGUAGUAUGAGAAUAUUCUAAACUUUUUUCCCUU